AUGUCUACUGACAAGAUUACCUUUUUGACCAACUGGCACGCCACCCCGUACCACGCGCCCCUCUACCUCGCCCAAGCGAAGGGCUACUUCAAAGACGAAGGCGUCAAAGUCGCGCUCCUCGAGCCCAACGAUCCCAGCGAUGUUACCGAGAUCAUCGGCUCCGGCAAAGUCGACCUCGGCUUCAAAGCCAUGAUCCACACGCUCGCCGCCUCCGCGCGCGGCUUCCCCGUGACAUCGAUCGGCUCUCUGCUCAAUGAGCCGUUCACGGGCGUCGUGUACCUGAUGUCCUCGGGUAUCACGCCGGACUUCACCACCCUGAAGGGAAAGAGGAUCGGAUAUGUGGGCGAGUUUGGCAAGAUCCAACUCGACGAGCUCACCGCGCAUUACAGCAUGCAGCCAUCUGACUACAGCGCUGUGCGCGUGGGCAUGAAUGUGACUAAGAGCAUUAUCAACGGGGAUAUUGACGCCGGUAUUGGUCUGGAAAACGUGCAGAUGGUGGAGCUGGAGGAGUGGCUCGUCUCCCAGGGUCGUUCGCGCGAGGAAGUCAAGAUGCUGCGUAUCGACGAACUGGCUCAGUUGGGAUGCUGUUGCUUUUGCAGCAUCCUGUACAUCGGCAAUGAUUCCUUCAUCACCGCCAACCCAGACCAAGUCCGCGCGUUCCUGCGCGCAUGCAAGCGCGCAACCGAUUUCGUCCUCGCCUCCCCCGAUCAGGCGUGGAAGGAGUUCGUCGAUUUCAAGAGCAGCAUCGACACCCCCACGAACCGCAAGAUCUUCGAGCGCAGCUUCGCCUACUUUAGCCCAGAUAUGCAGAAUGUGCAGCGCGACUGGGAGAAAGUGACGCGCUACGGCAAGCGCCUCGGCGUCCUCGAUGAGUCCUUCGCCCCGAACUACACCAACGAGUAUCUGCAGUGGGGACUUGAGGCUGACAGCACUGACCCCACGGGCGACCAGAAGAGGAUGGUUGUGCUGCAGCAGGGAGUCAAGGAGGAUGGCGGUUUUAAGCGCCUUGAGAGUGUUGCGGUCAAGACGAUUGUUGGUGCUGCUGCGCCUGCUGAGGCUUAG
Messenger RNA from Macroventuria anomochaeta, 1062 nucleotides. Its product is annotated as NMT1-domain-containing protein. Lineage: Eukaryota; Fungi; Ascomycota; Dothideomycetes; Pleosporales; Didymellaceae. The transcript is spliced from 3 exons. Bases 1 to 1062 code for a protein of 353 amino acids. Gene Ontology annotation, biological process: thiamine biosynthetic process. The record is from RefSeq and is a predicted model, not a curated record.